Galeopterus variegatus (Sunda flying lemur) is the source of this 1786-nucleotide messenger RNA. RefSeq names its product ectodysplasin A receptor (gene EDAR). The record is from RefSeq and is a predicted model, not a curated record. Gene Ontology annotation, biological process: positive regulation of JNK cascade; positive regulation of canonical NF-kappaB signal transduction. Bases 301 to 1647 code for a protein of 448 amino acids. Gene Ontology annotation, molecular function: signaling receptor activity. The transcript has 13 exons. Lineage: Eukaryota; Metazoa; Chordata; Mammalia; Dermoptera; Cynocephalidae. Gene Ontology annotation, cellular component: plasma membrane.
UGAGGGAAAGCCCCUAGGCCAGGACUGAGUUUCCAAACUCGCAGACAAGACAGAGAGCAGUCAAGGAAAAGUUCCCGGGAGGCCCUUUAAAGCAGAAAGGAAGUGAAACUGUGGCGGAGAGGUGAGCCUGCUCCCAGGCAGCGCUGCUGGUCCCCAGGGACGCGGAGCACCUGCUUCUUAGAUUGCUGCCGGGUACCCACCUGUGAAACCUGGCUGCCCAAAACUGGACUGUGCCUGGCUUUCUUCUGCUUGGACUAGAAGCUGACCUCCACCAGAAGCCAGGUGAACCCGUGGGAGAGGAUGGCCCAUGUGGGGGACUUUAAGUGGACGCCCUGGUUCCCUGUCCUGGUGGUGUCUCUGAUGUGCUUGGCCAGAGCAGAAUAUUCAAACUGCGGUGAGAACGAGUACUACAACCAGACCACGGGGCUGUGCCACGAGUGUCCCCAGUGCGGGCCAGGGGAGGAGCCCCACCUGUCCUGCGGCUAUGGCACCAAGGACGAGGACUAUGGCUGCAUCCCCUGCCCGGCAGAGAAGUUUUCCAAAGGAGGCUACCAGAUAUGCAGGCGCCACAAAGACUGUGAGGGCUUCUUCCGGGCCACCGUGCUGACGCCGGGGGACUUGGAGAAUGACGCCGAGUGUGGGCCAUGUCUCCCUGGCUACUACAUGCUGGAGAACAGACCCCGGAACAUCUACGGCAUGGUCUGCUACUCCUGCCUGCUGGCCCCCCCCAACACCAAGGAAUGUGUGGGAGCCACUUCAGGGGUCUCUGCCAACUUCCCCAGCACCUCUGGCAGCAGCACCCUGUCUCCCUUCCAGCAUGCCCAUAAAGAGCUCUCGGGCCAGGGACAUCUGGCCACUGCCCUGAUCAUCGCCAUGUCCACCAUCUUCAUCAUGGCCAUUGCCAUCGUGCUCAUCAUCACGUUCUACAUGGUGAAGACGAAGCCCGCCACCCCGGCCUGCUGCACCAGCCACCUGGGCAAGGGCGUGGAAGCCCCCGCGAGCAAGGACGAGGAGAAGAAAGAGGCCCCAGACAACGUGGUGAUUUUCUCUGAGAAGGAUGAAUUCGAGAAGCUGACAGCAGCUCCAGCCAAGACCACCAAGAGCGAGAACGAUGCCUCCUCUGAGAAUGAGCAGCUGCUGAGCCGGAGUGUGGACAGUGAUGAGGAGCCUGCCACCGACAAGCAGGGCUCCCCAGAGCUGUGCCUGCUGUCGCUGGUCCACCUGGCACGGGAGAAGUCUGCCCCCAGCAGCAAGUCUGCCGGGAUUCAAAGCAGAAGGAAAAAGAUACUGGACGUGUAUGCCAAUGUGUGUGGAGUCGUUGAAGGUCUCAGCCCCACAGAGCUGCCAUUCGAUUGCCUCGAGAAGACAAGCCGAAUGCUCAGCUCCACAUACAACUCCGAGAAGGCUGUUGUGAAGACGUGGCGCCACCUUGCAGAGAGCUUUGGACUGAAGAGGGAUGAGAUUGGGGGAAUGACAGAUGGCAUGCAGCUCUUCGACCGCAUCAGCACAGCGGGCUACAGCAUCCCAGAGCUACUCACAAAACUGGUACAAAUUGAGCGGCUGGAUGCUGUGGAGUCUUUGUGUGCAGACAUCCUGGAGUGGGCAGGGGUUGUACUGCCUGCCUCCCCCGCUCCUACCAUAUCCUGAGGAGCUUGCCUGAACUGUCCUCCCUGGGGCAAGCCAAGGGUCUAACGAGCUCUGGAGCUGUGAGUGGUGCCAGCAGACUGGCGAGAGUCAAGGCACUUUCUGACAUGUCACCAAAUGCAUUAGACUGUUCCAAGUAGCA